AUGGCUCACCUGGCUCACCUGGCGCUCGCCCUGCUCCUCCUGCUGCCCGCCCGUGCCCGCUGCGAUGACUCGGUGGCGGCCGCCGUGGGCCCGCACGCCAUGGGCCGCAUCGCCGAGCUGCUGGCAGGCUCCGAGUGCCACCAGCUGCGGGCAGAGCUGGAGAGCCCCGAGGAGCAGCUGGAGAUCCCCGGGGAGGAGCCGGGCAGCCCCGGGGAGAAGCGGAGCAUCCCCAGGGAGAAGCGGAGCUUCCCGGAGCUGCGGGAACCGCUCCCCGAGGAGGAGCGGGGCAUCCCCGGGGAGGAGCCGGGCAUCCCGGAGCGGAGCAUCCCCGGGGAGAAGGAACCUCUCCCCGAGGAGAAGCGCCCCUCCCGCCGCCGCCGCAGCGCCCAGGGAUGCUCCGCGACCCUCCGGCUGUGGCUGCUGACCGCGGGCUCUGCGACCACCUGGGACCGCCUGGUGCGCGCCCUCCGCCGCGUCGGGCGCGCCGACAUCGCCCGGGAGCUGGGCAAGAACCUGAACCAGGACCGGAGCCUGCAGCUGCGGAGGAACGUGGAGGGCUACAGGAGGAGCGUGCAGCACCUGAGCUCGGCGCAGCUGCAGCCGCGGGGCCGGAGGGCUCCGGGGGCGCGGGGGAUGCGCUUCGAGCGGCGCCGCCCGCCCCGGUACCGCCGCGGGCUGCUGGGCUGGGCGCGCCCGCUGGCACUGGGCGUGCUGGGAGCGUUCCUGAGCUCGGCGCUGCUGGCGGGCACCGCGAUGUAUUUCUGCCACUGGAGGAGGCUGCUGGGCGCCUGA
Messenger RNA from Prinia subflava (tawny-flanked prinia), 792 nucleotides. It is a transcript of the gene TMDD1, whose product is annotated as transmembrane and death domain 1. The coding region runs from base 1 to 792 and encodes 263 amino acids. Gene Ontology annotation, biological process: signal transduction. Lineage: Eukaryota; Metazoa; Chordata; Aves; Passeriformes; Cisticolidae. The transcript has a single exon. The record is from RefSeq and is a predicted model, not a curated record. Gene Ontology annotation, molecular function: protein binding.